Molecule: messenger RNA, 1777 nt
Organism: Chiloscyllium plagiosum (whitespotted bambooshark)
Lineage: Eukaryota; Metazoa; Chordata; Chondrichthyes; Orectolobiformes; Hemiscylliidae
Product: F-actin-capping protein subunit alpha-2
Biological process (GO): actin cytoskeleton organization; barbed-end actin filament capping
Cellular component (GO): F-actin capping protein complex; cortical cytoskeleton
Molecular function (GO): actin filament binding
Source: RefSeq, a predicted model, not a curated record
UUUACCCAGGAUGCGGCGGGUGAGCGCGGGGCCGCGCGUCAGUUAUUUACAGCCCGGGCCAAGAUGGCGGAUCAUGAGGAGCAGGUAUCGGAGGAGGAGAAGGUACGCAUAGCAGCAAACUUCAUUAUUCAUGCUCCACCAGGAGAAUUCAAUGAAGUUUUCAAUGAUGUGCGGUUGCUGCUCAAUGAGGACAAUCUUCUCAGGGAGGGUACGGCACAUGCCUUUGCACAGUAUAAUGUGGACCAGUUUACUCCAGCAAAAAUUGAUGGGUAUGAUGAUCAGGUCUUAAUAACAGAACAUGGUGACCUUGGGAAUGGUAGAUUUUUGGAUCCCAGGAAUAAGAUCUCGUUCAAAUUUGACCAUUUACGAAAAGAAGCAAGUGAUCCCAAACCCCAUGAUGUUGACAAUGCAUUAGAAUCUUGGAGAAGUGCUGUGGAUAAUGCUAUGAGAGCAUAUGUAAAAGAACAUUAUGCAAAUGGUGUCUGCACUGUAUAUGGGAAAACCAUUGACGGACAUCAAACCAUCAUAGUAUGCAUUGAGAGCCAUCAGUUUCAACCCAAAAAUUUCUGGAAUGGACGCUGGAGAUCAGAGUGGAAGUUUACUAUCACCUCUUCAUCAACUCAGGUGGAAGGCAUUUUGAAGAUUCAGGUUCAUUAUUACGAAGAUGGCAAUGUUCAACUGGUCAGCCAUAAAGAUGUACAGGAAACUUUGUCUGUCACUAAUGAAGCCCAAAUGGCAAAAGAAUUUACAAAACUUGUAGAAGCAGUAGAAAAUGAAUACCAGACCGCUAUCAAUGAAAACUAUCAGACCAUGUCAGACACUACGUUUAAAGCCUUGCGUCGGCAGCUGCCAGUCACUCGCACCAAGAUUGAUUGGAACAAAAUCCUGAGCUAUAAGAUUGGCAAAGAAAUGCAAAAUCUUUAAGAAGAAGUUUUGCAUGACUGGAUAAUUUUCGUGUCUGUUUUAAAAAGGUCUGGUCUCACAAGUGUGAAAUUGUUGAACUACAUUUAUAAAUAAUUUGGGAAAUUGCGUCAUAACCUUUUUUAAUACACUUUAAGUUGAAUACCAUUAGCGCUCAUGAUAGAUUCACUGUGCACAAAGCACAUGGCUUUCAAUGCAGCAUUUCCCUUUCUAACAAUGUUAAAAUAGUUUGCCUCCUUGAUUUACUCAUUAAUGUGAUUAUUUUCAUUUUAUUGUCUUGUCACUUUCUGAAGCAGCCAGUUGCAGCCAUCAUGUUUAGUUGCCAUACUUGUGUUUACAGUACCAUGGUGAGACCAUGCCUUUUUAGGUUUUUUUUGGUUCCUGCUUAGUACAAUUAAGUUGCUGAGGAUCCAAGCAAAUUUUAAAUUUAUCAGGAUGGGCCUGUUUGUUCCCAGUAUCUUUAAUUAGAUGAACGGUUGACAGUUACUAAUCAUUUAUAUCUGAAAUAUAUCCCUUCAUAAGUAGCAGUCACUUCCACAUUAAUUUUUGAACUUGCCUUUCUUCUCUAUAAAGAAGUAUUCUGUUCAGGGGUAAAUGGUAUGGGACAGCAGAUACUGAGUUAAUGAGUAAAUAAUUCAAUGUGGUUAGUAAUGUUUAUGCUUUACUGACAUGGCACUGUCUCAGAUGUAGUUAUUUCCUGCAAAAAUAUACAUAAAAUACAGUUACUGCUUUGUGCCCACAUAAACUCCUCCUUCAAUGAGCUGUGUAUUAAAAGUUACCCAUGAGUUAUUUUUUAUGAAGCAGACACAACUGUACCAGAACAAGACACAUUGUAAUAUAAACCUGUAUUCAUUAA